Messenger RNA from Penicillium macrosclerotiorum, 4740 nucleotides. RefSeq lists its product as uncharacterized. NCBI's taxonomy places the organism in Eukaryota, Fungi, Ascomycota, Eurotiomycetes, Eurotiales, Aspergillaceae. Gene Ontology annotation, molecular function: guanyl-nucleotide exchange factor activity. Gene Ontology annotation, biological process: regulation of ARF protein signal transduction. The record is from RefSeq and is a predicted model, not a curated record. Bases 1 to 4740 code for a protein of 1579 amino acids. The transcript has 5 exons.
AUGCUCGAUUCCACCAUGUCCGAUCCUCUCCCGAUCGCCAUUGACCCCGUGGCGUUGGUGACCACGGAAUGCAUCACAGUCACCUCGUCCAUGCGGAAGCACGCCCGCUGGGCGCACUCCUCCGUCUCCGCCAUCCUGGGGGGCAACGGAGGGUCUCGUGUUUACGAGCGAGAUACCUCGGCGCCUCCCAGCCCGCGCAAAAGUGGGCAGUCGCUCCGUUCCGAAGACGACCAUGCUUUGGCCAAUCGAUGGGGCCUCCGGGGCAAGAAAGGGAAGAGCAUGCAGGAUAACCCGUUGAUUUCGGCCUUCACCCGCCUGCGGAGCGAUCUCAAGGGCUGCAAAGACAUCAGGACCUUCGAUACCCCGGCUCUUCUCCAUCCGUUUCUCCAGGUCAUCCGCUCCUCGUCGACCUCAGCCGCCAUCACCUCUCUCGCCUUGGUCGCCAUCACCAAGUUCUUCUCCUACAACAUUAUCAACCGAGACUCUCCUCGACUAUCCAUGGCAAUGCAGCUCCUCUCGGCGGCCAUCACACACUGCCGAUUCGAAGCGAGUGACUCGGCCGCAGAUGAAAUCGUCCUUCUUCGAAUCUUGAAAUUGAUGGAGGGCAUGCUCUCCCGGCCAGAGGGAGGAUUGCUUGGGGACGAGAGUGUUUGUGAGAUGAUGGAGACAGGCUUAAGCAUGUGUUGCCAGGUUCGCUUGUCAGAGGUCCUACGGAGAUCUGCUGAAAUGUCCAUGGUGAACAUGUGCCAGGUCAUCUUCAUGCGGUUGUCUCAUCUCGAUCAAGAAUUACCUUCGGGACAGACCCCAUUCACAGAGGAGAGUGUGAAGAAGGACGCGGCGAACUUGAAGAUGGACCCGUCCGUGAACGGCGAUACUGUGACAUCACAACACCAAUCCGUGAUGAGCUCAGAUACGGCCGCCCCCGAACGAGACAGCACGAGCCGCGAAGGAUCCUCCGAACAGGCGGGUACCGGGGUUGCUGCCACCGCCCCACCCAGCCCACACGAUGAUGAUGCCGAUGAGGAGGUUCAGCCGUAUUCAUUAGCCUCAAUCCGAGAGCUGUUCCGAGUCUUGAUCGACCUUCUGGACCCUCACAACCGGCAACAUACCGAUACUAUGAGGGUGAUGGCUCUUCGCAUCAUCGAUGUUGCCCUCGAGGUGGCUGGUCCAUCUAUCGCUCGGCAUCCCAGUCUAGCUGCCUUAGCCAAAGACGACCUCUGUCGCUAUCUAUUCCAAUUGGUUCGCUCAGAACAAUUGGCGAUUUUAACGGGGUCUCUCAGAGUUGCUGGUACCCUGCUAUCGACAUGUCGGCCUGUGUUGAAGCUACAACAGGAGCUCUACCUCUCAUAUUUAGUAGCAUGCCUUCACCCUCGCGUGGAGAUUCCGCGUGAAGCUGGAAUUGACCCUUCUCUAUAUGAGGGCGUACCGCAAGCCCCAAAAUUGGUAAAACAACCAUCAUCGCAGACAAACAGUGGCCGAUCAACACCAGUUCCCGUUAAAGAUCGACAAAAGCUCGGACUUGAGGGCGGCUCACGAAAGCCCGAGGCUCGUGAGGCGAUGGUGGAAAGUAUCGGAGUCCUCUCCCGGAUUCCUAGCUUCAUGGUUGAACUUUUUGUCAACUAUGAUUGUGAGGUGGAUCGAGCCGAUCUAUGUGAGGACAUGAUUGGACUGCUUUCUCGCAAUGCGUUCCCCGACUCUGCAACUUGGAGCACCACAAAUGUGCCUCCGCUGUGUCUAGAUGCUCUUCUUGGUUAUGUACAAUUCAUUUACGACCGACUGGAUGAUGACCCAGUACAAGGAGACUAUCCGCCACAGGAGCGCCUUCGCAGUCAACGCAAAACAAAAAAAAUUAUCAUCAAAGGAGCGCAAAUGUUUAACGAGAACCCGAAGGCGGGGAUUGCCUGGCUUGCAGAACAUGGUGUCAUUGAAGAUGCGAACAAUCCUGUACUGGUUGCUCGUUUCUUAAAGGGAACUGGACGACUGUCAAAGAAGGUCCUUGGAGAUUUUAUCUCUAAGCGAGAUAAUGAAGAGUUACUGGGAGCCUUCGUUGAUCUUCUUGAUUUCUCGGGGAGAAGCGUCGUCGAAGCACUCCGAGAGCUGCUCAGUUCAUUCCGAUUACCUGGUGAAUCGCCUCUUAUCGAGCGAAUUGUUACAACCUUUGCUGAGCAUUACAUGGAGAAAGCUAAGCCUGAAGGAAUUGCCGACAAAGACGCGCUAUACAUUCUGACUUAUGCUAUUAUCAUGCUGAAUACGGAACUUUAUAAUCCUAACGUCAAGUCGCAAAACCGCAUGUCGUUCCCGGCUUUUGCCAGAAACCUCCGGGGAGUUAAUUCAGGCGGUGAUUUUGCUGAAGAUUUCCUCCAGGACAUAUACGAUUCCAUCAAGGAGAACGAGAUCAUUCUGCCUGAUGAGCAUGAGAAUAAGCAUGCUUUCGACUAUGCUUGGAAGGAGCUCUUGCUCAAGUCUUCCUCUACCGGUGAAAUGGUGGUGGGUGAGACCAAUGUGUACGACGCGGAGAUGUUCGAAGCGACAUGGAAGCCGGUGGUCGCAACCCUUUCUUAUGUUUUUAUGUCCGCCUCUGACGACGCUGUGUAUUCUCGCGUUGUCAAUGGAUUCGACCAAUGUGCUCAAAUCGCCGCUCGCUACGGAUUGACUGAGGCAUUUGAUCGCAUUGUCUCCUCUCUUUCGUCUAUCAGUACUUUGGCAACAAGCAAACCCCCAAGCACAGCGCUCAACACAGAGGUUCAGGCUGGUAAGAAGAGUGUGAUGGUGAGCGAACUGGCUGUGAAGUUUGGAAGAGAUUUCAGAGCCCAAUUGGCCACUGUCGUGCUAUUCCGAGUAUUGGCGGGUAAUGAAUCUACUCCAAAGCAGGGGUGGGACCAAAUCAUACGAAUUCUCAGCAAUCUGUUCAUCAACUCAUUAAUUCCGCCAUUCGACUCACAAAUGACUGCCGAACUGGAUAUCUCCCCAAUUCCGCUCCAGCCUCCGUCUCAGGUUGUCGAUCGAGAUGGACGGAACAACGAAACCGGACUGCUCUCUGCAUUCACUUCCUAUCUUUCAAGCUAUGCCGCCGAUGACCCACCUGAGCCUUCCGACGAGGAGCUUGACAAUACUUUGUGCACGGUAGACUGUGUGACCGCAUGCUCAAUCCCCGAAAUAUUGGCUAACAUGAAAACCCUGCCUUUGUCGUCCUUGGAAAAGCUUGUGGACGCGUUGUUAUCUCAACUUCCCGAGGAUAACGCACCUGCUGUCAUUGUUGUAAAACCGGAACGCCCUAUUCCAGUAUCAAGACCUUCAAGCGCCCGAGUCGACCCUGAUCAGCCUAAAUACGAUCCCUCAAUGAUCUUCCUUUUAGAGUUGGCGACCAUCCUCACUCUCCGUGAUGAAAAGACUCUGGGAGCUCUUGGUGAGACUUUGGCGACGACGCUCCAAACAUUGGUGCGCGACGCCAAGAACCUCCACCCCUUGACCGUAUCUCGCAUUGUGUCUUACUUGUUCAACCUGCUACGUCUGAGUCAUGACCAGCAUUUUAUGAGAGUACCUGUCGUCCUUCAUGCCAUAUCCGGGUACGAUCAAGAUAUCUUGGAGACUGUUGCUGUUCCUACAGUGAAGGGGCUGGCCCGUUGCAUUGCACACACCGGUCGAUUAAGAAAUGAGAUCACAAUUUCCCCCGACUUCUGGUCAAUUCUUCAACGACUGCACCAACAUGAGGAGGCUGCACCCCUAGUGUUUGGGUUGCUUCAAAGUAUUGUGGAUUCUAUGCCCGACAUUGUGACAGGCGACAACUAUGAAUUUGCUGUUGCACUUGCGAAUGACUUUAUCAGCGCCGGGCACAUCGGCUCCAUUGAUGAGCGCCAGAGGGAUACUCAUGCCCGUCGGACAAAGGGAGUCAAGCAGUCCAAACUCAGCGAGAACCAGAUCGUCACUCGUGGCAUCAAGUCGAUUGGGCUGAUCUACCAUUUAACUGGCCGCGUGCCUUUGCUCAUCAGGCAGUCUCACCUGGAAGAGCGUGAAGCCUGGUCUGCCUACUGGUCUCCCAUUUUCGAGUCUCUACGUGGUCAGUGCACGAACCCAUGUCGCGACAUUCGACACCAUGCCAUUUCGACAUUGCAACGAUCUCUACUUUCCGCUGAGCUGAUCUCUGGCGAUGACAAGGAGUGGGCCACCAUUUUCGAUGAGGUGCUUUUCCCGCUGAUUCUGCGCCUUCUGAAACCUGAGGUCUAUCAUUCUGAUCCCAUUGGCAUGGGUGAAACUCGAGUCCAAGCUGCGACCUUGGUCUGCAAAAUCUUCUUGCGCUUCCUUGAUCAGCUGCCAAACCGGGAAGGCAUGCUUCCUCUUUGGCUUCAGAUUUUGGAUAUUCUCGACCGAAUGAUGAACAGCGGUCAGAGCGAUAGCCUGGAAGAGGCAAUCCCUGAAAGCUUGAAAAACAUUCUUCUUGUCAUGGCAGAUGGUGGCUACCUGGUACCUCCGUCUCAGGAUUCGAGUAAGGAAGAGAUGUGGCUCGAGACUCGCAAGCGCCUUGGGCGCUUCGUGCCUGAUCUUUUUGCGGAGGUUUUCCCUGACACUGUGAAUGAAAAAGAAAAAUCUCAGCCGGGCUCUGCUAUUCCAUCUCCUCCCAAGCCCGCGAGUGAUGCUGGGAAAGAGAGCGAGGAAGUUGUGCCCUCGUCAAGUGUUGGUUCAGGAGAUGCACCGGCAGCCGACCAAGCAGGUAGUCAACCUACACCCGAGACUGCGCCCUGA